CGCGGCCCAGCAGCGGCGCGCAGGAAUUGACUCCAGACCUUCCUACCGAUGGGAAGACAGCGGCGAUCUCCCGCCGGAGAGCAGUCGGUCCAGUCAGUCGAACCCGACUCAAGGACUGUGACGAGGUCCCGGUCGACGGCGGCGGCUGGAUCUGUCACCUCGCGCCAGUCAGAGAUGGCACCGACCGUCACGCAGGAGGAGCCAUCGACGGCCAGCAAGAGGCCACGUAUCUCCUCUGCACCACGCCGUCGGCGUCGUGGCAUCACCGGCGCUGAUGGCGGCGCACGGGUGGUGACUCCAGCUUCAACUGUCGGAGUGGAAGAGGUGGAGGUCGUGCCGCCGAGGUCAGUUGCUCCCGCGGCAAGUGACCCCAUGGUGGCUGCUACUGCCUUUGUACCCAACUCUCCCGUCCGUAUGCCGUAUCUGGUGGAGUAUGAUUCCAAGGGACAGCCACUCCCCGAACCAUCGGUUUCGCAAGACCCAGAGUUAUCCAGAGCCUACCUAAAUGCCUACCAACAAUACUACGAGAGGAUAGGUCAACUAUUGAAGCUUCCGACAUUGGACAAAGACACCGCUAUUGAUUCAAUACCUAUUCAAGAUUGCUGCAGACACAAUCCUGAAAGCUUCAAAGUUUGUUUUGGGGCUCUCUGCAUAUAUUGAUGAUGUGUUACUAAGACAAAGCUCAGGAAUUUUGAUGGAGUGGAAUGAGGACAAAGGAACCAUUUUAACAUCUGCGCAUCUCUUUUGCUCAAGGCCUCCAAACGUGGAUGUGUGGUUAGGUGGACAAGAGUAUGCUCGAGAUGCUGAGGUCCGUGUUCAGUUAUUGCAUAUCGAUGAUGUUGAAGUGAGGGGUCAAUUGAUUUAUUUAGAUGAGCAAUAUGGUUUUGCUCUGAUCAGUGUACCUAUGGAUCCAGCAGAAACGUUACCUCGUUUUUGCAAUGAACUGAUAUUUUCCGAGGACAUUUUCCUCCUUGGAAGAGACAGGUGGGAUUUGCAGAUAGAGAAUUGCAAAGUGAUGAACAAAGGUGCAGGCUCGUAUCAGCAUCACCAUUACAUGUACUUUGAUGCUGUUGUCUCAGGGUGUUGUUUUGGAGGGGCAGUAAUCAACUUGGAAGGAGUUGUUAUUGGAUUGAUAGCUAGUGCCAUUGAAUUUAUACCUUCUUCAACCAUUCUCAAAUGCUUGCAUCUUUGGAGGACAUUCAAUUGUAUCCCCCGUAUCCAUCUUGGGAUGAAGUUGUUUGGCAUCAAAUGUCUGAACCUUAAGAGUAAAGAGAAGAUAUCUCGAAAGUACCAUAUUGAUGCUGGUCUUAUCGUCCUAGAGGUGUCAGGAGGAUCGAAUGCCGAGACUCAUGGUGUUAGGAUUGGUGAUACUGUGAACAGAGAAUGCAUUGCUACUGCAAUUCAGUUGGAGAAUAUGUUGCUGGAUACAUGCAAGGGCUAUUUGGAAAAAGGAAUUGGCUGCGAUUCCGACAAGGAUGUAGUGUUAGUGCUUGACGUGUUCAACACCACCAAACGCCUCCCUGGCAGAAUACACUUAACUGCAAAACUGUCUCGUGGUGUUGAAAUCAUUGAAAGAGGCAAAUACGGAGUUUCUAUGAAAACAUGCUCUACCUUGAUUUGACAAAGCUGGCCCAGGCAAGUUAAUUUUCCUGCAUUAUUAUAACUGUUCCAUCACAUCUUUUAGUGCUUUGCCGUCUUUUAUGUAUGCCAGUUAGUUGGCUCUGGCAAAAAAAUUCUUACUUUGAGAAAAGGUUUAUCUUUUAAAUGCAUGGAUUGAGUCAAGUGAUAAAAUUUGAGGAUGAAGAGUGAAGCUCAAGUGAGAGGUGUGUUGAGAGAGGAAACGAACAGGGCCUGACCGGGCCAACUCGCCAGUAGCCACCGACUUUGCUGGCGGGCCUUGGACUGGUCAUGGCCCCGUGGUGCCUUGCCCAUUUUGGGUUGAUUUGAUAGGCGUUUCCCUUCUUGAUUUGCGCGCCUUUUCGUGAAUCAUUCCAUGUACUUAUGUUUUGUGACCUGCAAAACAAUGUUCUCCAAAUACAUGUGGUGCCUGGUUAAUAGUAAAUGCGUAUAUGAUUAAGUUUGCCAUUUU
This is a messenger RNA of Brachypodium distachyon (stiff brome), 2089 nucleotides long. RefSeq lists its product as uncharacterized. The record is from RefSeq and is a predicted model, not a curated record. Lineage: Eukaryota; Viridiplantae; Streptophyta; Magnoliopsida; Poales; Poaceae. The coding region runs from base 695 to 1621 and encodes 308 amino acids. The transcript is spliced from 10 exons.